UCGCUUGUGAAAACGUAUUACAACAGUCACUGACCCGUUUUGCGAACCUCGGAUCCAACUGGUUCCAUGCUUCCAUGUAGACAUACCCUAGCCACGGCAAAAAUUUAUUCAAGCAGUCAUCUGAAGGCCUUUGUGGCAUUUCUCACAUGGAACGGCACCAGUUUUCUGUCUGCAGGCUGCUCGAAAGUGGGAGUUUUUCUUUUUCUUUUCCUGCACAAGGAAGUGGGAGUUUUAGUGUUCAUGACAUGAGUUUGCCCGUAAAAAGGGACGAACUGGAGAAACAAAAAGACAAGUAAAACCCUAAAAAUAGAAAUAGAAGAUGUUGAGGAUCGCUGGCAGAAGAAUCUCAUCAUCUUUAUCAUGGAGAUCUAAUCAUACUUCUGCAGCUAUCGUAUCCAGAAAUCUAAUCAACAGUGGAGAGACAACGACUACUACUUGUGACGAUGACUUUUUCUCCUCGAAGAAAUCUUUCUAUCUUGGUUCAAUCAGAGGGUUUGCAUCUGAAUCACUCGCCCCAAAACAAGAUAGAACUCCAGAAGUCCCUGCAACUGUGGCGGCUGUCAAGAACCCAACCCCAAAGAUUGUAUAUGAUAAUUAUAACCAUGAGCGUUAUCCCCCUGGAGAUCCUAGCAAGAGGGCGUUUGCUUACUUUGUUUUGUCGGGCGGAAGAUUUGUGUAUGCUUCUCUUGUCCGAUUACUGGUCCUCAAGUUUGUGCUUAGCAUGUCUGCUAGUAAAGAUGUACUCGCGCUGGCUUCCCUCGAGGUUGAUCUGUCCAGCAUUGAGCCUGGGAGCACUGUCACUGUCAAGUGGCGUGGCAAGCCAGUCUUCAUCAGGCGUCGAACUGAUGAUGAUAUUAAACUUGCCAAUAAUGUUGAUUUGGCAUCCCUUCGUGACCCGCAACAAGAUGCAGAGCGGGUUACGAACCCAGAGUGGCUGGUUGUUGUUGGAGUGUGUACACAUCUCGGCUGCAUCCCGCUUCCUAAUGCUGGGGAUUUUGGUGGGUGGUUUUGCCCAUGCCAUGGGUCCCACUAUGAUAUUUCUGGAAGGAUUCGGAAGGGGCCAGCACCGAAGAACUUGGAGGUACCCACUUACAGCUUUUUGGAAGGCAACAAGUUAUUGAUUGGUUGAGGAUUUUGCUGUGGUUCUUUUUGAGAGAUUUUUAUUUUCCUACAGCAUACAUUCUUUCUCGUUUUCUUCAUCAGUUAAGUGUAGCUGGUAUUUAAGAGAGGCCUUAACAAGUGGGUUUGGGGCACUGUAAUAACCUAGCUUCUGUUUUCUAUCUCAAUGCAUAUACUUAUACGUUUUUUAUGAAAAUGAAAAAUGAAUUUUCUUGUAGCUGGUUUAAAUGGGUUAUAUAGUUGAGAGGGAAAAAGGGCUUGUACAACAAUGUCAAUGAUUUAUGUUAUUGAUCU
Messenger RNA from Papaver somniferum (opium poppy), 1413 nucleotides. RefSeq names its product cytochrome b-c1 complex subunit Rieske-4, mitochondrial-like. Gene Ontology annotation, molecular function: 2 iron, 2 sulfur cluster binding; quinol-cytochrome-c reductase activity. Gene Ontology annotation, biological process: mitochondrial electron transport, ubiquinol to cytochrome c. Lineage: Eukaryota; Viridiplantae; Streptophyta; Magnoliopsida; Ranunculales; Papaveraceae. The record is from RefSeq and is a predicted model, not a curated record. The transcript has 2 exons. The coding region runs from base 320 to 1129 and encodes 269 amino acids. Gene Ontology annotation, cellular component: membrane.